Messenger RNA from Cydia amplana, 610 nucleotides. RefSeq lists its product as uncharacterized. The record is from RefSeq and is a predicted model, not a curated record. NCBI's taxonomy places the organism in Eukaryota, Metazoa, Arthropoda, Insecta, Lepidoptera, Tortricidae. The coding region runs from base 125 to 592 and encodes 155 amino acids. The transcript has 4 exons.
AAAACCGUCGACAUUCAUGGCAGUUAGCUAAAACUAAUUAGCAAAAGUCACUAACCGGAAAAUUGGAAUUAUUCGACGGGCACGCCGAUGGAAUACUAAAAUACUCUGAAGAUUAAACGAAAUUAUGGAGCUUCGUCUACUGUCAGUUUUUUUGCCAGUGGUUUUCGGCCAGAUUAAGCCCGACGUAUCGUUCGACCGAUCAAACGACAGGUUCGACCUGACGCCCAUGAUACAAGAGGCGUCGUAUGACCAGUGGGGCGAUGUUAUGGAUGGGGUGAGGCGGUCUGAUGGGUUAAGCAAGCCCAGCGCAGGCGACACCAGGGUAUCAGAAGCCACCAAGACGUUCAUGAAGGCCCUCAGACGCUUCCAACGGAACUUCGACUUCGAUACACCAGAGAACAGCGACAACGAGAAUCCUGGUGAAAGAGUACAGUUGAGGAGGGACCUCGUUAGUUAUUUGCAUGAAAACCAGCCGGAUAUGACCAGGCGCUCAGAUCAAUCAGAGAUAGACAGAGAGGUGCUGAUACAUCAUGCCGUCCCUAUCGUUAUGACGGUUGAAGGUAUAAUGCAAAUGCCUAAAAGUGAUAAAUAAAGUGAACUAAAACACAAA